Messenger RNA from Mauremys reevesii (Reeves's turtle), 1821 nucleotides. Its product is annotated as zinc finger protein 850-like. The record is from RefSeq and is a predicted model, not a curated record. The annotation marks the transcript as partial. The transcript is spliced from 2 exons. NCBI's taxonomy places the organism in Eukaryota, Metazoa, Chordata, Testudines, Geoemydidae.
AAACAUCAGAGAAUCCACACAGGGGAGAGGCCCUAUGAAUGCUGUGAGUGUGGGAAAAGCUUUAUUACCAGCUCAGACCUUUCUAAACAUCAGAUAAUCCACACAGAGAAGAGACCCUAUGAAUGCAGUGAGUGUGGGAAAACCUUCACUAGCAGCUCAAACCUUUCUAAACAUCAGAGAAUCCACACAGGGAACAGGCCCUAUGAAUGCAGUGAGUGUGGGAAAACCUUCAAUUGCAGCUCAAACCUUCUUACUCAUCAGAAAAUCCACACAGGGGAGAGGCCCUAUGAAUGCAGUGACUGUGGAAAAAGCUUCAUUCAAAGAUCAGCCCUUUCUAAACAUCAGCGAAUCCACACAGGUGAGAGGCCCUAUGAAUGCAGUGACUGUGGAAAAAGCUUCAUUCAAAGAUCAGCCCUUUCUAAACAUCAGCGAAUCCACACACAGGAGAGGCCCUAUGAAUGCGGUGAGUGUGGGAAAACCUUCUCUUGCAACUCAGCCCUUUCUCAACAUCAGAGAAUUCACACAGGGGAGAGGCCCUAUGAAUGCAGUGAGUGCGGGAAAACCUUCAGUCGCAGUUCACACCUUAUUACGCAUCAGAGAAUCCACACAGAGGAGAGGCCCUAUGAAUGCAGUGAGUGUGGAAAAUGCUUCACUAGCAGCUCAGGCCUUUAUCAACAUCAGAGAAUCCACACAGGGGAGAGGCCCUAUGAAUGCAGUGAAUGUGGGGGAAAAUUCAAUCGCAGCUCAGUCCUUAUUAGACAUCAGAGACUCCACACAGGGAAGAGGCCCUAUGAAUGCAGUGAGUGUGGGAAAAGCUUCACUAGCAGCUCAAACCUUCUUACCCAUCAGAGAAUCCACACAGGGGAGAGGCCCUAUGAAUGCAGUGAGUGUGGAAAAUGCUUCACUGACAGCUCAGCCCUUUCUCAACAUCAGAUAAUCCACAGAGGGGAGAGGCCCUAUGAAUGCAGUGAGUGUGGGAAAACCUUCAGUCGCAGUUCACACCUUAUUAGGCAUCAGAGAAUCCACACAGGGAAGAGGCCCUAUGAAUGCCGUGAGUGUGGGAAAAGCUUCACUAGCAGCUCAAACCUUCUUGCCCAUCAGAGAAUCCACACAGGGGAGAGGCCCUAUGAAUGCAGUGAGUGUGGAAAAUGCUUCACUAGCAGCUCAGGCCUUUAUCAACAUCAGAGAAUCCACACAGGGGAGAGGCCCUAUGAAUGCAGUGAGUGUGGAAAAUGCUUCACUAGCAGCUCAGGCCUUUAUCAACAUCAGAGAAUCCACACAGGGGAGAGGCCCUAUGAAUGCAGUGAGUGUGAAAAAUGCUUCACUGACAGCUCAGCCCUUUCUCAACAUCAGAGAAUCCACACAGGGGAGAGGCCCUAUGAAUGCUGUGAAUGUGGGGGAAAAUUCAAUCGCAGCUCAGACCUUAUUAGACAUCAGAGAAUCCACACAGGGAAGAGGCCCUAUGAAUGCAGCGAGUGUGGGAAAACCUUCAAUCGCAGCUCAAACCUUCUUACCCAUCAGAGAAUCCACACAGGGGAGAGGCCCUAUGAAUGCAGUGAGUGUGGAAAAUGCUUCACUGACAGCUCAGUCCUUUCUAAACAUCAGAGAAUCCACACAGGGGAAAGGCCCUAUGAAUGCAGUGAGUGUGGGAAAACCUUCAGUCGCAGUUCACACCUUAUUAGGCAUCAGAGAAUCCACAAAGGGAAGAGGCCCUAUGAAUGCAGUGAGUGUGGGAAAAACUUCACUAGCAGCUCAAGCCUUUCUAAACAUCAGAGAAUCCACACCGGUGGGAGACCUUAUAAAUGCAGUGAGUGCAGGAAA